Messenger RNA from Argiope bruennichi, 4241 nucleotides. Its product is annotated as glutamate receptor ionotropic, NMDA 2B-like. The record is from RefSeq and is a predicted model, not a curated record. Gene Ontology annotation, molecular function: transmitter-gated monoatomic ion channel activity involved in regulation of postsynaptic membrane potential; NMDA glutamate receptor activity. The transcript is spliced from 16 exons. Gene Ontology annotation, cellular component: plasma membrane; postsynaptic membrane. The coding region runs from base 282 to 3104 and encodes 940 amino acids. Gene Ontology annotation, biological process: modulation of chemical synaptic transmission; synaptic transmission, glutamatergic; monoatomic ion transport. NCBI's taxonomy places the organism in Eukaryota, Metazoa, Arthropoda, Arachnida, Araneae, Araneidae.
CAUUAAAGUUUAUAACAAUCAUAUUAUUUUUCUCCGCACCGAUUUCUCUCUCAGGUUCUUCAGUAUUUCGACAAAGACAAAAAAUACCAAAAGAGAGAAUAACAGAUACUGAUAAACUGAUUCCAAUUAAAAUAGGCGCUAUACUUCCUGCCACAGCGUUCGAACAAAUCAAACGCCAGUAUGACAAAGCCUUAAUCGAUACAGCAAAUAAUAUCAACAAAGGCAGAUUUCAUAGAUUCGCUUUUACUAAUGUUUAUAAAUUAGAAGCUCAAAAGCAUGUAAUGGCUCUAGCUGCCAGUCCCUUAAACGUGUUAAAGACACUUUGCGAUAAAGUGUUGCCUCAUAAUGUAACGGCCAUCAUAUAUAUGACCAAUAGUCCAGUGUACGGUAGCAACGCGGCUUCUGCCCAAUAUAUGCUGCAACUGACUGGCUAUCUUGGAUUACCAGUAAUUGCUUGGAAUGUGGAUAACGUAGGACUUGAACAACGAGUUUCUGACUCCAGGAUACUUCAGUUAGCACCAACUGUAGAACAUCAAGCUCAAGUUAUGUUAAGUAUUUUGAAGCGAUAUUCUUGGCACACUUUCUCAGUUGUAACAUCCCAAAUUGGUGGACACGACGACUUCAUCCGGGCUAUUCGAGAUCUUAUUCAAAGGGGAUUCAGCAGAGAUUUCAAGCUUGACAUUUUAAACAUCCUAACUUUGAAGUCUGGAGAUAAAGAGGGAUACUACACUGAGCUUGAAGAUGUCGCUAACAGCGAGGCCCGUAUCUUUCUUCUUUUCUCAACCAGAACAGAAGCCCAGGAGAUUAUGAAAGCGGCGAAAGAACUAGGAAUUACAGGAAAGCAAUAUGUAUGGAUAGCUUCGCAAUCUGUCGUUGGUACGGGAAUCGAAGCAAAAGUAGAGCAUUUUCCUACAGGAAUGCUAGGUAUAUACAUAAAUGUGACAACCGAGAGAUUGAACGUAGAAGUGGAGAGAGCAGUGAAUAUAUUUGCUCAUGGAUUAGAAUCAUUUUAUCACGAUUCUAAAAAUUCUAACAUAAGUCUGUCUCCAACUCUGAGUUGUAAUGGAAAUGGCCAAUCUCGAUGGAACAGAGGGGAUGUGAUAUUUAGACAUAUGAGAGGCGUCACAAUUAGUGCAAAGCCACCAAGUAGACCUAUAGCUUUUAAUUUAGAUGGCACGUUGAAGGAUGUAGAAAUACAUGUUAUGAAUUUGAAGUUUGACCGCUGGGAGCAGAUUGGCGUCUGGGAAGGCAACAAGUUGGAUAUAAAAGACAUCGUGUGGCCUGGCAACAGCCCCGUUCCACCUCCGGGAGUACCGGAAAAGUUCAACUUGAAAAUCACAUUUUUGAAAGAACCCCCAUAUGUAAAUUUGUUACCACCAGACAACGAAACGGGCGAAUGCAAAACCAGCAGGUCAAUAAGAUGCAGAGUAGCUCCUGAACAUAAACUUGUUGGGAUAAAUCACACUCUUGCAUUAAAGAACCCAGAAUUCUACAAAUGCUGCUCAGGAUUUUGUAUCGAUCUUUUGCAGAAAUUUUCUCAGGAUCUCAAAUUUACUUACGAUUUAUAUCAAGUAGAGGAUGGUGCAUGGGGUGUUGUGAAUGCAAAUGGCACUUGGAACGGAUUGAUUGCUGAAAUUCUCAACAAUAAGGCAGACUUAGUUGUGACAUCAAUAAAGAUAAAUUCAGAUCGACAAACUGUUGUGGAUUUUACGGUUCCAUUCUUAGAGACGGGGAUAGCCAUCGUUGUAGCCAAGAGGACGGGUAUUAUAUCACCAAAAGCCUUCUUAGAACCUUUUGAUACUGUGUCCUGGUUGAUGAUUUUACUAGUUAGUAUACAAGGUGCAGCCUUAGCAAUAUUUCUCUUCGAGUGGUUGAGUCCUUACGGAUACGAUAUGAAAAUGGUCCCACCAAGAGGAGAAGAUGGCUCCGGACCAGAUCACAAGUUUUCGUUAUUCCGCACUUACUGGUUAGUGUGGGCAAUAUUAUUUGGAGCAGCCGUCAAUGUAGAUUGCCCCAGGGGUUAUACAGCCAGAUUCAUGUCCAGUGUGUGGGCCAUGUUUGCAGUCGUCUUUCUCGCCAUCUACACCGCCAACCUCGCUGCCUUCAUGAUUACCAGAGAAGAAUAUUAUGAUUUGUCCGGCAUAGAUGAUAAGAGAUUACAAAAUCCUAUGAGUGAAGAACCUCCUUUCCGGUUUGGUACUAUACCGUAUGGUAACACCGAGGCAAUUUUAAAGAAAAACAAGUUUGAGAUGUACAUGUGGAUGAGAAAAUUCAAUCGAACAACAGUUGUCAAAGGAGUAGAAGCAGUAAAGAAAGGAGAACUUGAUGCCUUUAUAUAUGAUGCCACAGUAUUAGAAUAUCUGGCAGGUCAAGAUAACGAAUGUCGUCUUUUGACUGUUGGAACAUGGUAUGCAAUGACAGGAUAUGGUUUUGCCCUUGCGAAGAAUUCGAAGUACCUCGGCAUGUUUAACAGAGCAAUGAUUCAGUACAGGGAAAACGGAGAUCUCGAGAGGCUCCAGCGCUUCUGGCUUCAGGGCGCCUGCAAGCCCAAACACAAGAAGCGGAAUGUUAGUAAACCCCUCGACGUGAACCAAUUCAUGAGCGCCUUCCUCCUCCUGGGAUGCGGAGUGCUCUUCACAAUCCUGGUUCUUCUGCUAGAACACAUUUACUUCAAAUACAUCCGACACCAUCUGGAGAAGACGGACAAAGGAGGAUGCAUCACACUGAUCAGUUUGAGCAUGGGAAAAUCCUUGAGUUUUCGUGGUGCCGUGCAGGAAGCUACAGAUAUCAUAACGCAUCAUAAAUGUAAGAAUCCAGUUUGUGAUACGACAUUGCGUAAAACUCAACAUGAUCUUCACAUGGCACAACUGAAAAUACGGGAACUUCAGGCAAUGAAUAGCAUGAUGGGAGUCAAAGUUAUUCCAGAGAAUAAAGAGCUGAAGAGUACCGAACCGCUGAAAACUAGAGACAUGACACACAAUAUGGUCAUAACGAAUGAAAGCGAGCCAGGUUAUAAGACGAAUCCUCUGCAUUCAUAUGGUCCUCAUUUCAUCAAAACAAGUACAACACCAUCGCAAGUUGCAGAAAUAGAGACCGUGUUAUGAUAACAACAAUAUUUUCAUCACAGUACUUGACUUUUGAUACAAUUAUUCAUAGUUGAUUAGAAAAUAAAUCUAAAAUAAAAAUGGAACGAAUUGUGAUGUGUUCAAGAGCAUUCAUAUCUCAAAAUGAAUAAUAAGCGUCUGACAUCAAAGUAACAUUUCGAAAAUCAGUAGAAGAUAAAAAAAAAAAUCGUAAGUGUUGGUAGAAUAUACUAUUUCAUGGAAAUGAAUCUCUGUAGAGGGCGUUAGCUUCUGGAUUGUUACUUGUGUAGAUGACUUUUCAUCUCUUUAGGAGAUGAAAGGAAAUAAUACAUUCAGAAGGAUUCAAAUACAUCAUUUAUGUUUAAGAAUAUAUGAAAUAUUUUCUUAAAUGCUACAACAAUGCCAGACGAUGAUCUAAAACAUUUUUUCCAGUUCUGAAAUACAGUGCUUUCAUUAAAGUUCUGCUAUAAAAAUCAUUUGAAUGAACAUAAAUAUUAUUAUCCAGAAAAAAAUGAGUAAUUCAAAGGAUCUUUAAAUACUCUGAAUAAAAUAUGACGAAAUAAUUAAAAAAAAAUCUAAGUGGCAAAUUUUUCCAUCAUCAAUCAUUCAUUUAUGGUACUUGUUACAUACAUUUCCCCAUACAUAUGUUCUCUUCAUAUUCUCUUUACCUCCAAGUAUUCCACGUAAACGAACAAUUAGCACUAGGAUCUGGAAAGUGAAAAAUAAAAACUGGACUCAUUUUUGCCACAUUCACUUCCACAAAUUAAACAGCAAGCUUGAAAGUGAUACAUUGUGACAAGAAAAAAAUAAUUCAAGGAACAUGAAGAUGGUGUUAUCAGCUUUGAAAUUCCUGAUACUUGGUACAAUACUUAGCAUAAGACUUACUUGUUACACACUAUGUCUUAGUAUUUUAUUGUUGAGCCUUUAUUGUUAAAAAAGAUGAAGUUUCUUUGAAACUUAAUCAAUACAAAACUUGUUAUGGCAUGGGUGUGCUUUUUUCCCAUUUUACCACCGAAUAUCUAGUCGUGUUUCGUGUAGUGAUGGUAUGUAGUGAAAAAAAGAAAGAGCUCAGAGCACCAGCACAUUCCUGAUAACGAACUAUAUUAUAUGUUUUAUAUACACACGUUAUUAUUAUACCAUUAAUAAUUGACAGAAUAA